AUGCACUUACGCCGAGGCCAGAUGGCCGCUGUCGGAGCCCCAAGCAUGCUCAUGCCACUGCUUCGUACUGCAAUGCUCAUCUGCAGCUUGAUGAGCCUUUGCCCCAGUGUAUGCUCCUUAGCCACACCCGCACACCAUAAUGCAUCAGAAUCCGACAGGCAUGCCCUGCUAUGUGUUAGGUCACACUUCUCCGACCCUGAUGGAGCACUACACUCAUGGAGGAGCGAAUCCGUCGCAUUCUGCAAUUGGCGUGGGGUGUCAUGCAGUACACGCCACGCAGGUCGUGUUGUUGCCCUUCACCUUGAAUCACUGAACAUUACUGGACAAAUAUCUCCUUGCAUUGCAGGACUUCGUUUCCUCCGUGGAAUUCACAUAGCUGAUAACCAUAUCAGUGGCCACAUACCUCCUGAGAUUGGUCGCCUAACCCGACUCAGAUACCUCAACCUUAGCAGGAAUUCUAUCACCGGGGUUAUUCCGGAUACCAUAUGUUCCAGCCCCCACCUGGCGGUCAUCGACCUGAGCAUAAAUUCCAUCACAGGGGUGAUUCCGGAUAGCAUAUCCUCUUGUUCCAGCCUCGAGGUCAUCCGCCUGCGGAAUAACUACAUUGAAGGUGAAAUCCCUCCAGCUCUUGCACAUUGCUCGUCUCUUCAGGAAAUUGUUCUGAGCAAUAGCAAACUCAACGGAACCAUCCCUCCAGGGAUCGGUUUGCUUCACAACCUUAAAUUUCUGUUUCUCCCUAGCAACAAACUUGAUGGCAGCAUUCCUUCGUCUUUGGGGAGUAGCCCAUCACUGUCCAUACUUGUCCUCCGGAAUAAUAGCCUAUCUGGUGAAAUGCCACCAUCGUUAGCAAAUUCUUCUUCACUCUACUACCUUGACCUCAUGAGAAACAACCUUAAUGGAGAGAUCCCUUCCACGCUUUUUGAUAGCCCAUCUCUUGUUACCUUAGAUCUCUCGUAUAAUGAAUUCUCAGGUCCAAUACCAGCUUUCUCACUGUCAUCCUCCAAGCUAAAAUACCUUAGCCUAACCGAAAACAAGCUUUCAGGAGAAAUUCCACCGACACUGGGAAACUUUUCGUCCCUAUGUUCCUUGUUGCUUGCUCAAAAUAAGCUGCACGGAAGCAUUCCAGAAAGUUUAACCAGAAUUCAAAGCCUAGAAACACUAGAUUUAGCUUAUAAUUACUUGUCUGGUGCAGUUCCACCAGCUAUUUACACAGUCGCAUCUCUCGCUUAUCUUGGCCUUGGUGUCAACCAACUUGCUGGGAGAAUUCCAACCGACAUUGCAUACACUCUUCCAAACAUCGAAACAUUGGUCAUGGAAGGAAACCAUUUUGAUGGUCCACUCCCUGCAUCACUAGUUAAUGCAUCCAACCUUCAAGUGCUAGAGCUCCGUGACAAUUCAUUCACUGGUUUGAUUCCUUCUUUCUGGUCUUUGCCCUACUUGACCCAAUUAGACCUUGGUGCAAACCAGUUCGGAGAGGUAGACUGGAGUUCAUUGUGCUCAGUACCAGCCUCUGCACAGUUAAAAGCAAUGUAUCUAGAUAACAACCAGAUUCAUGGAACAAUACCUAGUACCAUUGGAAAUCUUCCGAGCAGCUUACAGUUGUUGUAUUUUUCAGAGAACAGAUUUACUGGAACCAUACCUUCAGAGAUAGGAAAACUCACCAACCUCACAGUUCUCCAAUUUACGGGAAACUUACUCUCAGGGGGCAUUCCUGACACAAUUGGAAACCUCAGGAACUUGUUUCUCCUCGGUUUGUCAAGGAAUAAACUUUCUGGAGAGAUCCCAAAAUCAGUUGGUAACUUUGAAAAGCUAGGUGAGCUUUAUAUGCAAGAAAACAACUUGAGCGGGUCCAUACCUUCGAGCUUAGCAGGCUGCAAAAAUUUGGUAAUUCUAAACCUAUCAUGCAAUGGUUUCCAUGGAAGUAUUCCAUCUGGGCUCCUGUCUAUAUCCUCUCUUUCAGCAUGCCUAGAUUUGUCAUAUAAUAAGCUCAAUGGAUCCAUAUCAUCUGAGAUCGGUAGCUUGAUUAAUCUUGACUCCCUUAAUAUUUCCAACAACCAAUUAUCUGGAGAGAUUCCACAUGCAGUUGGUGAGUGUCUUCACUUGGAAUCACUUCGAUUAGAGGUGAAUUUCCUUCAUGGGAGCAUUCCAGAAUCUUUCAUGAGCUUAAGGGGCAUAAAUGAGAUGGAUCUAUCUCAAAACAACUUGUCUGGUGAAAUACCAGACUUUCUUGGGACCUUUAGCUCUCUGCAACUUCUCAAUUUGUCCUUCAACAGCCUUGAGGGGAUAGUUCCUACAGGUGAUGCAUUUAUCAAUUCAAGUAAGGUGUUCAUACAAGGAAACAAGGAUUUAUGUACAAGGUCCGCAAUGCCUCAGCUACCACUUUGCACAUCAACUAGAAACAAAAGAAGGGAAACCUUGCACAUCAUAUGUAUAGUUUUUGCACUUGCUAGCGUUGUUACAGUCCUGGUGUCAGUUGCUGCAACCAUUCUUUUGAAGAAAAGAAAUAAAUCAAAACAACACACUGAUGAAUCACCCAAUGAGUUGAUGAAGUUCUCAUAUGCUGAGCUUGCUAGAGCUACUAACGAUUUUUCGUUGGCAAACCUAGUUGGCUCAGGGAGUUUUGGAAUAGUCUAUAAAGGUAUAUUCGAGUUUCAGAUGCACCCAGUUGCGAUUAAGGUUUUCAAACUAGACAAUAAUGGAGCACCAAAUAACUUUUUAACUGAAUGUGAGGUGUUAAGAAAUACUCGUCACCGAAAUCUCAUGCGGGUCAUUAGUCUAUGCUCAAGCUGCGAUAAAAUGGGAAAUGAGUUCAAAGCUCUGGUCCUUGACUACAUGCCCAAUGGCAACCUAGAGGGGUGGCUCCAUUCAGAAGUACAUGAACAAAGACAAAGGAGGCCACUGAGUCUCGGAUCAAGAAUAAUGAUAGCUAUGGACAUCGCCGCAGCCUUGGACUAUCUCCACAAUUGGUGCACACCUCCUUUGGUUCAUUGUGAUUUGAAGCCAAGCAAUGUCCUUUUGGAUGAUGCUAUGGGUGCUCAUGUUAGUGACUACGGAUUGGCAAAGUUUCUGUGUACCAACCCUUCAGUAAGUGAAAAGGAUUUAACAAGUGCACAUGGGCCAAGAGGAUCAGUUGGUUAUAUUGCACCAGAAUACGGGAUGGGUUGCAAGAUAUCGACUGCAGGUGACGUCUACAGCUAUGGUGUUAUUCUGCUGGAGAUGCUCACUGGGAAGCAUCCAACUGAUGAUAUCUUCAUGGAUGGACUGAACCUUCACGGAUUGGUAGUCUCUGCAUUUCCACAAGAUAUUUGUAACAUUUUAGAGACCAGUAUUAUUCCAUAUUAUGAACUCGAAGAAGCAAAUCACAGAUUAGAUGGUGGGGACCGUCUGGUGGUUGGAAUGCAAAAUUGUAUCAUGCAGUUUGCUAAACUUGGCCUAGAAUGCUCCAUGGACUCACCAAGUGAUCGGCCGGCAAUGCAAGAUGUGUAUGCUGAAAUCACAAUGAUCAAAGAAACAUUUUCAACACUGCACUGCUGA
Molecule: messenger RNA, 3534 nt
Organism: Triticum turgidum subsp. durum (durum wheat)
Lineage: Eukaryota; Viridiplantae; Streptophyta; Magnoliopsida; Poales; Poaceae
Source: the annotation of a GenBank genome assembly